This is a messenger RNA of Oncorhynchus kisutch (coho salmon), 795 nucleotides long. Its product is annotated as extensin-like. The record is from RefSeq and is a predicted model, not a curated record. The transcript has 4 exons. Lineage: Eukaryota; Metazoa; Chordata; Actinopteri; Salmoniformes; Salmonidae. The coding region runs from base 1 to 795 and encodes 264 amino acids.
AUGGGCUACAAGACCAUCGCCAAACAGCUGCGUGAGCCUCCCCCCACUCUCGUACCCUCUCUGUUCCACCACCCCUGUAAACCCCAGCCUCCCCCCACUCUCAUACCCUCUCUGUCCCACCACCCCUGUAAACACCAGCCUUCCCCCACCCUCGUACCCUCUCUGUCCCACCACCCCUCUAAACCCCAACCUCCCCCCACCCUUGUACCCUCUCUGUCCCACCCCUGUAAACCCCAGCCCCCCCCACCCUCGUACCCUCUCUGUCCCACCACCCCUCCUCCCCCCACCCUCGUAACCUCUCUGUCCCACCCCUGUAAACCCCAUUCUCCCCCCACCCUCGUACCCUCUCUGUCCCGCCCCUGUAAACCCCAGCCUCCCCCACCCUCGUACCCUCUCUGUCCCACCCCUCCUCCCCCCACCCUCGUACCUUCUCUGUCCCACCACCCCUGUAAACCCCAGCCCCCCCACCCCACCCUCGUACCCUCUCUGUCCCACCCCUGUAAACCCCAGCCUCCCCCCACCCUCGUAACCUCUCUGUCCCACCCCUGUAAACCCCAGCCUCCCCCCACCCUCGUACCCUCUCUGUCCCACCCCUGUAAACCCCUGCCCUUCCCCACCCUCGUACCCUCUCUGUCCCACCCCUGUAAACACCAGCCUCCCCCACCCUCGUACCCUCUCUGUCCCACCCCUGUAAACCCCAGCCUCCCCCCACUCUCGUACCCUCUCUGUCCCACCACCAGCCCCACCACCAGCCCUGCCCUCAUGUCUGCUACUGGCUCCCUUGAUGCACACUAG